Messenger RNA from Vanrija pseudolonga, 915 nucleotides. RefSeq lists its product as uncharacterized. The coding region runs from base 1 to 915 and encodes 304 amino acids. The transcript has a single exon. The record is from RefSeq and is a predicted model, not a curated record. NCBI's taxonomy places the organism in Eukaryota, Fungi, Basidiomycota, Tremellomycetes, Trichosporonales, Trichosporonaceae.
AUGUCGGCCGCCAGCGACGAGACGCUCAAUGACGCCCCUCAAGACAAUGGCACGAGUGGCUCAGAGCUGGGCAACGCUUGGCUGCCAACGGCGUCACAGACAUCCGUCGACACGUCAGGAACCAACGACACACUGAACUUCCACCCCGACUUUGCCUCGUCCGUCAUCUUCCGCACAAGCGACAACGUGUGCUUUCGAUACUCCCUGGAUGCUCUAGCUCGCCACUCGACGUUCUUCCGCAACCUCGCCGAGCUUAACGAUGUGGUCACCAAAACAGAGGAGUGCUGCCAGAUCAUCGACCUCUACUCGGCCAAUGCCGCCGGGCUGGAGUUCGCGUUCCGCCUGCUCGAGAAGCCGGAGAUGUUUUCCAUCGACUGCCCUGACAAUGACGUGCUCGAUAACUUCAUUGACAUCGUGAAGGCGUAUGAUCUCAGCGAGGCUGCUCGCAAAAUCAUCACUGGGCACGUCCUGAAAGCCGAUGGCUGGCGCGAGGAGUUACGCAGGCAUACCGUGCACCUUGUCAUUUCGUCCGUUGCCAACCUGCCCGCCGACCACCAAGGAUGGAUUGCAUGGCCGCUCCUGGCGAGCCCCACCCUUGACCCCUGGGCACGUCACCAACUCGAGAACCAUCCCAAGUUCAAUAGCGCCGUCAAGAAGGCUGUGCGGCAGUGGACAAUGCACCAGCUCACCUUCACGGCAAACGUGUUGGGCGCAUUUCUCAACUCUUACGGAGUUCAAAGCAGCCACCGACAACUGUCGGCCGAACAGAACCUGUGCUGUUUGCUUGAACUGCUACCUAGGCGUUCUGUCCUGCUCGAAGACGGUGAAAACUUCAUCGACAAAACCCUCGGCCGUCAUGGAAGGGUUGCUCUUAGGGAAGCCUUUCGGGAGCUCCACGUGGAGGUUGGCUCGUGA